AUGAGCUGUCCCGACUGCUACCGCGGCGGCGUGACGACCGAGCACCCCAAGGGCAAAGAGACGACCAUCCACGGGCUGGCCACCUAUGUCGCCGAGCCGCCGGCCGGAACCACGCCCAAGGACAUCAUCCUCUACAUCACCGACGCCUUUGGGUGGCAGCACGCCAACAACCGCGUGCUGGCGGACCACUACGCCUCGCGCGGGGGCUACCUCGUGUACGUGCCCGAUUUCAUGGGCGGGCACGCAAUUGACGCGUACGGGCUGGUCGUGAUGGACAAGGUCGCGGGCAAGGCGGCCACGUGGGCCGACACUUUCUGGAAGCCGUGGUACAUUGCGCGGAUGGUCCCCUCCAUCAUCAGCUUCAUGUGGUUCUGCAGGCCCGCCGUGCGCAAGGGCCUGGUGUAUGAGUUUGCCCAGAAGCUGCGCAGCUCCCCGGCCCCGUACCAGACCAACGGCAAGCCCCUGCGCAUCGGCGCCGCGGGCUUCUGCUGGGGUGGCAAGUUUGGCGUGUGGCUCGCGCAGGACGAGCCCGCGAGCCGCCUCGCAGAGGCCCAGCCCCUCGUCGACUGCGUCUUCACCGCGCACCCGUCCUUCCUCUCGGUGCCGGCCGACAUCGAGGCCGUCACGCUGCCGCUGAGCGUCGCGGUCGGCGAAGACGACAUGGCGCUGCCCGCCGACAAGAUCCAGCAGAUGAAGAAGAUGCUCGAGGCCAAGCCGGGCGCCGAGGGCCGGUACGAGGUCAACAUCAUCCCCGGCGCGAAGCACGGGUUUGCCGUGCGGAGCCACCCGAAUGACGCGCACGAGAUGGAGUGUGCGCUGCGGGCCGAGGACCAGGCAAUUGCGUGGUUCGACAAGUGGUUGGCUAGGGAUUGA
Messenger RNA from Microdochium trichocladiopsis, 873 nucleotides. Its product is annotated as Alpha/Beta hydrolase protein. Gene Ontology annotation, molecular function: hydrolase activity. NCBI's taxonomy places the organism in Eukaryota, Fungi, Ascomycota, Sordariomycetes, Xylariales, Microdochiaceae. The transcript has a single exon. The record is from RefSeq and is a predicted model, not a curated record. Bases 1 to 873 code for a protein of 290 amino acids.